Centropristis striata (black sea bass) is the source of this 4838-nucleotide messenger RNA. RefSeq names its product core 1 synthase, glycoprotein-N-acetylgalactosamine 3-beta-galactosyltransferase 1, like b (gene c1galt1lb). Gene Ontology annotation, molecular function: N-acetylgalactosaminide beta-1,3-galactosyltransferase activity. Gene Ontology annotation, cellular component: membrane. The record is from RefSeq and is a predicted model, not a curated record. Bases 608 to 1804 code for a protein of 398 amino acids. Lineage: Eukaryota; Metazoa; Chordata; Actinopteri; Perciformes; Serranidae. The transcript is spliced from 4 exons.
UUUUUUCUCUGGACGGAAGACGGCAGCAGUCAGAUAAGAUAGAGCAAAUGUAGUUUAUGCAGCGUUUUAGGACAAUUUUAUGUUGGUGUUAUGUCUGUAUGUUAUUUUUCGGUAGAUCAGUGGGCUUUUCUAGUAAACAGCCGUUUUUGUCAGCUCGGUCGUUCCGCUUAAUAACUCUGAGACGUUAGUUUCCGUUAGUUAACGUUAUGUUGAGGAUUGCUAACUUAGCACUGAAGUUAGCAGUGUCGAGGAAACUAACGGUUAGCUAACAGUUAGCUAACGCCUGCUGUACCAACACCAAGGCCGGGGGCCGAGGAUAAUAACUGCUAUUUUACAUGUUCAUUUUACUACCAAUAAGAUUAUUUAUUUAGUUAGCUGGCAUUUUGGUUAGCUCGCUCGCUACGACGACUGUUAGCAACCUCUUUAGUCUGGCUCGCUGAGUUGAGUUAGAGAGAGAAAGCGAUACGUCGUUGUGAAAACUGGCUCAGCUUUCGCUUUUUUUCCUGUUUAUGAUGAAGUAGCUGUGGGCUGAUCCAGCCGCUAUGGUGUCUGCAAUACCGCUGCACCUGCCAAGUUGAACGACUGACAGUGAGACACCUGGUCCAGCAUGAAGGCCCUCGGAUCCAGAUUCUCCUUCCUUCUGGGUUUUGCGGUGGGAACCUUCACACUGUACGUGUUUCUGCGGAUGGUGUGGUUUGAGAGGGCUAUGUCAGCACAACAGCCCAGCAGCUUUGAUAAACUUCACGACUACCAGCAACAACUCCAGGAAGAGGAGAAACUAUGGAAGAAGGAGAGGUCUGCUCUUUUCAACCUUAGGCACCCUCAUCGUAAAGGUGAGGAUAGUGGCAUGGCUGAUGAGCUAUACAAAAAGGUGCGUAUUCUUUGCUGGGUGAUGACUGGACCAAACAACCUAGAGAAGAAGGCUCGCCAUGUGAAAUCCACGUGGAGUCGCCACUGCAACAUUGUUGUCUUCAUGAGCUCUGUCGAGGACCCUGACUUCCCUACGGUGGGUUUGGGUACAAAAGAGGGUCGAGACCAGCUGUACUGGAAAACAAUCCGAGCCUUCCAUUACGCCUACGAGCAUCAUGCCCAUGAGGCGGAUUGGUUCCUCAAGGCAGAUGACGACACUUACGUAAUUGUAGACAACCUAAGGUGGGUUCUUUCGAACCACACGCCGGAUGAGCCGAUUUAUUUUGGACGAAGGUUCAAGCCCUACACCAAGCAGGGCUACAUGAGCGGCGGUGCAGGCUAUGUGCUCAGCAAAGAGGCUCUGCGGCGAUUUGUAGAAGGAUUUAAAAGCAAACUGUGCACUCACACUACCUCUGUAGAGGACCUGGCAAUGGGGCAGUGCAUGGAGAAAGUUGGGGUGCUAGCAGGAGACUCCAGAGACACUUUGCACAGGGAGACAUUUCACCCAUUUGUCCCGGAGCAGCACCUCACUGCCAAGUUUCCCAAGAGCUUCUGGUACUGGAGUUACUGCUACUACCCCAUCUCAGAGGGUCCAAACUGCUGCUCGGACGUGUCUGUAUCAUUCCACUACGUAGAUGCUUCACACAUGUAUUUAUUGGAGUACUACACGUAUCACCUGCGUGCCUUUGGCUACAGAUACCGUUACCAGCCCCCUACACCACGAGGCUACAACAUUGAGCAGUCAAGUUCCCGGGAUGCUGCAGAAGGAAAAAAGGAGCUGAAUUCUCAGGAGAAAGGGCAAGGAGAGGGGAAGGAUCCGUCCAGGACUGACAAGAGACAGGAUGCUGAUCCCCCUCCUGCCGCUGGUAAUGACCCUGCUCCAGUGGGCAAAUAAAACCAGGACUGUGUGUGUGUGUGUGUGUGUGUGUGUGUAGGGAGCUGCUCUCAUUAGGUAGGGGGAAUGUGUGUUCUGAGUGUUUGCUCAUUCUUUCUGAUUACAUUUGUUCAGAUUUCUACAAAAGAAGAAAAACUUGUCCCCACAUACAAGUGUGUGGAAUGUAAAUUGUGACUGCAAGACUGGUCUUUAGGUGAUUUAUGACUUUAACCCGUUCUUCAGGUUUGUUGGGUUCUGUCUUUGGAAUUUGGAAGAGCUUUCAAUGAGCUGCAUUCAUUUGGAAACUAACUAAAGCACCUUUUUUAGUCCAUAUGAAAUUAGCAUGGAAACCUAGUGUUUUCCAGAGCCAGUUGAAUAAUUUUAUACCAAUGUUUUAUCCUUUGAUUUUAUUACAAUCCCCCAAAACAAAUCGAUCUUCCACUCUCUACAGCGAGGUAGUUUUAGUUAGUUAGUCAAACUAGUAGUUAGACUUUGUUUCGCAUAGUUUGACUUAAUUUCACAUCGAUAAUUAUUUGCCUUGAAAAGUAAUGAGGCACAAUUAUAUUUACUGCUUAGGCGGCCCAGACAGCUGUCAGAUAAGACAUUUAAAUUAAAUUAAAAACAAAGUGCCUCAACUUGUAGAUUCAAUCAGGUGACAUUGGUAUUUCUUUUGAGCAUAUUGUGUGUUACUUUUUUAAGGCUGCGUUCAAAAUCAUUUUUCGCAAUACAGGCAAGAGUAAUGAUGCUUACAUGCUUACUGUGUAGGAAUUCAUCCUUUUUAUUUGGUCGUAAGCUGUGGUUAGAUUUUGUAUAAAGAGUCUUAUAUUUGUCUCAAAUUAUUACUAUUAUUUUUAUAAGACCAGUGCUGCAACUAGCUAGCUAUUUUAUUACUGACUUAUCUUCUGAUUAAUUUCUGAAUUAGUCAACUCAUUGUUUGAUUCAUAACAUGUCAGAAAAUUGUUAAAAUGAAUAAUAAUAAUGAUUUCCUAAAGUCUUCAAAUAGCUUGUUUUUAUGAUCAAAGGUCAAGAACACAAUCACACAAUACAUUUUUUGUUAGACAAAUAAAAGCAGCAAAUCCUCUCAAGAGAGAAACUGGACUAAUAUUGGAAUGCUUGGAAAAAUGAUUAAUGACUUAUUAAAAUAGUGGCUUAUUCUUUCUUCAGCCUUAAUCGGGUGUUAGGUGUGGAAAAAUGCCAAAACAUAACACCUAUACCACUCAAAAGUACGCCUUGACCCAUAAAAGGUUAGUUCUAAUAGGCUAUCGCUAAUAGACAUACAUUAAUGUGACCAUGACGCUUUAAACAAAGUCCAAAUGAAUACAUUUAUAAUUUCCAGCCAAAGAAUUCUGUGAGGGAUGACAACAGACUGAAGAGGAAGUCAUUGCUUGGUUAAAAGGUUGGUUACCGGUAAAUGUGUUUGUUCAAUGAAACCACAAACUUGUUUACCCGUCUAAGCCUUAUGAUCAUUUGAUUUGGAUUCCCUCCAUUCAGACAGACCUAUUGCCAGUAAAGGAGGUACUUAGACAAAUAUCUUUCUUUCUUUGGAAUGAAACUCGAUCUUCUCCAAACAUCUCUUACGAUCCAACUAUUUGUGCUUCCUAAGAAUGGCACUGGAUACACACUUCACAGUUCCCUCAUCUCUCCCGGACUUGACUCAUCAGUUUGUGCCUUGUAAAUUUGAGAUUGUAUGAGCUGUCAGCUGCACACACGACUUUGCACUGUGACAUUUCCACGAUGAGAGUGAUGCUUUCAGACAUUAUUACAUCCUUCCACUGUAAUGAGUAUGGCCUUUGGGCAAGCCAGUGAUUGACUUGUUCAUGACAGCAUCUUUUAAAUAAGCAAGAUUUUUCUUUUGUUUUAUAUCAUUUUAGUUACUACAAUUUUUAGGGUUGUACCAAAUAGUUUGAAGCUUCGCUCAUAACAUUGACAUUUGAAUUCAAAAUCAACAUUUGAAUGCUGCGCAGCUUCAUCUGUUGCGUUAUAUUAAUCUAAUAUAAUUUUGUACAAAUUCGACUAGUGCAAUAUCCAAAAAUGUUUGUUUGGUUCAAAUCCUCGCAAAAACAUUCCACCAGGAUAAUUUUAAUAUUUGUUAAAUGUUUAAUAAACAAUUAAAACGGACUAAUUUAAUUGGAUAAAUUGCUUUAUUUUAAUUUUGUCUGAAUGAGGAUUUAAAGGUUUUUUUUUAAGGGUUAUGAUGUCAUAAAUUAUGACGACAGACAUCUUCAAAGGCUUAAAAAAAAUAAAAAUGGUACAGCCCUAAUCAUUUUUAAAUUCUUGGUGGGCCAGACCUUUUGUGUUGUAGUAAGUCCAUAGUGUAUAUUUAAAAGUAUUCAUAAAAAAUUCCUUUCCUACUUUGUAACCAAAUGGGAUUAAUUUUGUGGGAGAUACAGUAAUUACCAAAUACAGAAACUGGCUUCAGGCAGGAUUCAGUGAUGUUUCAAACGAAGCAAAUGUGUCAUUUAUGUGAAAAUCAAAUGCACUUUUUAGUGUUGUAAUUGUUGUUUUUCGUUUUUAACCACUUUAACCUCUUAUUCUCCUUCAAGGUUAAAAAAGAAUGAGGUAACUAAUGCCUAUAAAAAUGCCUUUUGUACGUGUUUACGCUCAGUUUCCUUCUGUACAUGAGCACAGAGCAUGUUCACUUUGUUUUAUUUCUAUUAAAAAGGAAAGGUCCAGUUUAAACCAAAUCAACAUGUUUUACACCCACAAUGUUAUCCUUUGAAAUUAGUUUUGAUUUAAUUUCAGCAACAAAAGACUUCAGUGCAGAUUCUUACUACCAAACACUUUGAUAACCAACACAUCUGGCUUCUGAUCCAACACAUCAGUCCUUGACAAUCUACUCCCAACAUUCAAAUUUUAUCAAAGGGAAAGGUGUACAGUACUGUAUUUAUAUAUGAAAUGUAUUUAUGUUGGUAUUGACGUCAAAAUUGAGUCUAUACACUUAAGUGUGUAAAUGAGUUUUGUGUGAGUGUGUGUGUGAGCACACGUGAUCAGUGUGUAUGGUCGUUUUCAGUGAAUGGUACUUUAAUCACUAUAAAUAAAUGCAUAUUUUAUUGUA